Molecule: messenger RNA, 1629 nt
Organism: Pieris macdunnoughi
Lineage: Eukaryota; Metazoa; Arthropoda; Insecta; Lepidoptera; Pieridae
Source: the annotation of a GenBank genome assembly
AUGUUAUCAAUCUUAUCGAACUCAAAAAUAUUAUGGGGUCUGUGGCAAGUGGUGACAUAUUGUACUUCGCGGACGACCCUGCCCCUGUUGCUAGCGGCCGGCGUAGCAUUUCUGGUGAUGCAGGUGAUGAGCCUAGUGCGUGAGAGUCGCAAGCUCCCUCCUGGACCGUGGGGUCCUCCUAUUGUAGGCUACCUUCCUUUUGUGGGAGUCCGUCACAAGACGUUCCUGGAGCUGGCUCGCUGCUAUGGAGCGCUAUUCUCCGCACGUCUUGGAAAUCAACUGACUGUAGUGCUAAGUGACUAUAAGCUGAUCAGAGAAGCCUUUCGUCGUGAAGAAUUUACUGGGCGGCCUAGUACGCCUCUUAUGCAUACUUUGGAUGGUCUCGGUAUUAUUAACAGUGAGGGUCGCCUCUGGAAAAAUCAACGGCGUUUCUUGCACGAAAAACUACGUGAAUUUGGCAUGACAUACAUGGGAAAUGGGAAAAGAAUUAUGGAGGAAAGAAUUAAGACUGAAGUACAAGAGCUCAUGAUUAACCUACACUGCGCUGAUGGAGUGCCAAUAGACGCAAAUCCGUUAUUAGCAUUGGGCGUAUCAAACGUGAUCUGUGGCAUAACUAUGUCGGUGCGAUUCAGCCACGGUGACGCACGAUUCGCGAGGCUUAACCACCUAAUUGACGAAGGCAUGAGGUUGUUCGGUGAAAUUCACUAUGGAGAAUACGUCCCAUUAUAUAAUUACCUACCCGGAAAGGCUCAAGUCCAAGAAAAGGUGGCGAAGAAUCGUGAAGAAAUGUUUGAAUUUUACCAAACGUUGAUAGAUGAGCAUCGCAGCACUCUUGAUAUCAAUAAGGCGAGAGAUCUUAUCGAUGUUUAUCUGAUUGAAAUUGAAAAGGCUAAAAUUGAAGGUCGCGAAGGAGAACUGUUCGAGGGAAGAGACCACGAAUUGCAGCUGAAACAGAUUCUCGGCGAUCUUUUCUCUGCUGGUAUGGAAACCAUUAAGUCAUCUCUGCUGUGGAUGAUCGUGUUUAUGAUAAGAAAUCCUGAUGUGAAAAGGAAAGUUCAUGAAGAACUCGACUCUAUUAUAGGCCGCGACCGCCUGCCCACUAUCGAGGAUAUGCCCAGUCUUGUUUACACGGAAUCCGCUAUUUUAGAGACUUUGCGGAUGUCCAGCAUCGUGCCUUUGGCCACUACCCACUCUCCCACUAAGGAUGUCAACCUCAACGGCUACAGAAUUCCAGCGGGUUCUCAAGUGGUACCUCUCAUUAAUUGCGUACACAUGGAUCCUAAUCUUUGGGAUGAGCCAAACAAGUUUAACCCCAGUAGAUUCAUUGAUGACAGUGGCAAAAUCAAACGACCUGAAUACUUUAUGCCCUUCGGUGUAGGACGACGCAUGUGCUUGGGUGACGUUCUCGCCAGGAUGGAAAUGUUCAUGUUUUUCGCGAGCAUGAUGCACCAAUUCGAUGUGAAAAUGGAGCCUGGUGACGCACUUCCUUCACUGGAGGGCACGGUGGGUGCGACGAUCUCGCCUCAAGCUUUCCGCGUCAAGUUUAUUCCGCGCACGCUGCCUGCGCCCGCGGCACCGGUCGCGAGCUUUCCCGAUCACCCACAUCUACGCCAUGUCGGGUCGCACUAA